CGUUGCGCGAUAAACAAUUAAUUUCUGGUGCGGACUGGGGACCGGACCCUCAAGUUCAACGACAUGCUGCUCGGCACCUGCAUCAUUCUGGCCAUAUGGUUGCUGCUGGUGUGGACGUACUUUUUAUGGACCCGGCGACGGUACUACAAGGCCGCCUGGCAGAUGAGGGGACCUAUCGGCUGGCCCCUAAUCGGCAUGGGCCUGCAAAUGAUGAAUCCCGAGACCUUUCUGCAGUACAUGGACGGACUGUCGCACAAGUUCAAGGCACCCUUCGUCUCCUGGAUGGGCACCAGCUGCUUCCUCUACGUCAAUGACCCACAAACUGUGGAGCAAAUCUUCAACUCGAACCAUUGCACCAACAAGGGAGACUUCUACCGCUUCCUGAGCUCGGCGAUAGGCGACGGGCUGUUCACCUCCAGCGCUCCUCGCUGGCACAAGCAUCGUCGCCUCAUCAAUCCUGCCUUUGGGCGUCAGAUCCUCUGCAACUUUUUGCCCAUUUUUAAUGCCGAGGCGGAGGUUCUACUGCAGAAGCUGGACCUGGAGGGUGUACAGGGUGGCAAGGAAUUGGAGAUAUAUCAGAUAUUAAAGAAGAUUGUCCUGGAAGCAGCAUGUCAGACAACCAUGGGCAGGAAAAUGAAUUUCCAGCAUGACGGUUCCGCGGCCAUAUUCGAAGCCUACAAUGGCUUGACGGAGGUGUGUGUGAAGCGAAUGCUGUCCCCUUGGCUCUAUCCGGAGUUCAUCUAUCGACGCUCGGUACUUUUUGGCCAACAGAAGAAGGUUGUUGGCGUUCUCCUUGGGUUUGUGGAGCAGCUGCUGGCACCGAUUGUCUCGGUUGUGGAUCUCGACACCACCAAGGAGCCAUUGCAACAGGAGCCAAGAAGUAAAUCCAAGUCUAUUUUCAUUGAACAGGUGAGGGAGCAUGUUGAGCGAGGCCAACUGAGUUGGCAGGAUGUCAGAGAUGAGGCGAAUGUCACCAUUGCAGCGACCUUCGAGACCACAUCGACGGCUCUCUACUUCACCAUCCUCUGCCUGGCCAUACAUCCGAGCUACCAGGAAAAGCUCCAUGAGGAGUUAGUGGCGGAGCUGCCGCCCUACGGGGACAUUUCGUUGGAGCAGUUCGAGCGCCUUACCUACACAGAAAUGGCAAUCAACGAGGCCAUGCGGCUUUUUGCGCCCGUUCCCAUGGUCCUUCGCUCCGCAGCUCAGGAUUUUCAGCUCCGGCGCGGUGACGACGAAUUUCUGAUCCCAAGCGGCACCCAGAUUGGGAUCGACAUCUACAAUAUGCAGCGGGACGAGCGGGUGUGGGGACCAUUGGCCCGCACCUACAAUCCGUACGCGCACUUCGGACCAGAGGCGCCUCCCCGUCAUGCCUUUGCCUUUGUGCCAUUUACCAAGGGACUGCGCAUGUGCAUCGGCUACCGGUAUGCCACGAUGCUGAUGAAGCUGCUGCUGGCCAAGAUAUUUCGAUGCUAUCGCAUCAGCACAGAGGCUCGGCUGGAUCAGCUCCUGGUCAAGGGCAAUAUAUCUCUCAAAUUGAGGAAUUAUCCACUGUGUCGGGUGAAGCGAAGGUAAUGAAGGUCACGCUUCCAUCU
This is a messenger RNA of Drosophila obscura, 1592 nucleotides long. It is a transcript of the gene Cyp313b1, whose product is annotated as probable cytochrome P450 313b1. Gene Ontology annotation, molecular function: iron ion binding; monooxygenase activity; heme binding. The record is from RefSeq and is a predicted model, not a curated record. Bases 64 to 1572 code for a protein of 502 amino acids. The transcript is spliced from 6 exons. Lineage: Eukaryota; Metazoa; Arthropoda; Insecta; Diptera; Drosophilidae.